Molecule: messenger RNA, 267 nt
Organism: Prunus armeniaca (apricot)
Lineage: Eukaryota; Viridiplantae; Streptophyta; Magnoliopsida; Rosales; Rosaceae
Source: the annotation of a GenBank genome assembly
AUGAACGGGGAAAAUAAUUACAGAGACGAUGAUGGAACUCAAGCAGACAGUGAAAGUAAAGAAGAAAAGUUAUCAGAAGCUACACAAGGCAUGGAGUUUGAGACAGAAGAAGAAGCCUUCAAAUUUUACAAUGCAUUUGCAUAUGGUGUUGGUUUUAGUAUUAGACGAAGUAAGCGUGAAAAGAAUAAGUGUGAUGGCAGUGUGAAAUCUCAUCGUGUUGAGACAAGAUUUGGAUGUCUAGCAAGGAUGAAAAUAGUUGUCGGCUAA